UUCCCUCUGUUUUUGCAGGAUCAGUUUGAAUGAGCCUCGGCUGGCCGGCUGGGCGGGACGACCGCAAUGGCCCAAGCGAAAUCUAGACCUGGAUUUUCCGGCCACGGAGCCCAGGAUUCCAGAUCCGGGUACACUCAGCCUUCGAGGUUGAGCCCCUGAGGUUCCUUUAAACACCUCCCGGAGAAGUCCUGGAACCUAGCUCCAUUUGCUAGCGCCCCUAAACAUCCUAGAGUCUAAGAAAAGGGCAAACUGGAGCUGUAGAGGAUUUGGAUCCUCAGCGACAGAGUAAAGAGACGCCACCUCCAUCACGAGCUGCAGAGCCGCUCAGCCAAGCGGAUUCUGCUUCUCCCUGGGAUUGAUGGACGGCUCUGUGGACAGGGCUUUCGAACUCAGGAUGCUCUGAUUCUUGUCUCAGGUGGACAUGGCCUGCAGGGGCCACACUCGACCCAAGGGCCUGACCUGGGCCCUAGGACUGACCCUGGCUUGGAUCCUGCUGGGAGCCUGUGGAGGAAGCCGCCCACUCCCAGCUAUGUCCCGGAGACACCACAGGCUGGCAGCCGAUCUUGGCACAAGCCAGCUGCACCUUGCAGAGAUGGACACAUCAGAGGCACUGGACCCUGGGAUGGCCCCAGAACGCUGUGGGGACCCUAGCCCCGGGUGCGAAUCCUUUCUGGGACAUCUCCAAGUUGCCCUCCACAGUCGCUUCCGCCUGCUGUUACUGGGAGCACGCCAGGCACAGCCGCUCUGUUCCGAGCUCUGCGAUGUCUGGUUUGCCACAUGUGAAAGCGAUAUUAUUUGCGACCCGACUUGGCUCCCGAUCCUAGAAAAGAGGGGCUGUGAGCCUGGCUGCCCUACCUAUGAGCAGACAGGAAGGGAAGGCCCGAGAAAUCACCUUCCUGCGUUCCCGCCGCUCACGCACCUGGAUCCUGGAUGCCGCGGGCAGCGGGAGUGGCAGUGGAAGCGGCAGCGGCCCCUAGGGGGCGCCGGGCCUUGGAUGGGAGAUGGGAGUCCCUUUCCCCCACCCGGCCCCUCAAGAUACCCAAAGCUCCACCUCUCUCCUGCUCUGCCUUCUAGUUUCCAGAGUCCUGUCUCUCCUUCCUGGAGUCCCAGAGACUCGCCCUUCUCCAGGUGACUAGACCAAAGAAUCCAAUUCUAGCUCAUCUUCCCCUCUCCUCCCUGAAUAAAGUCUCCA
This is a messenger RNA of Mustela lutreola (European mink), 1192 nucleotides long. It is a transcript of the gene RTBDN, whose product is annotated as retbindin. Bases 422 to 1132 code for a protein of 236 amino acids. The transcript is spliced from 6 exons. Gene Ontology annotation, molecular function: riboflavin transmembrane transporter activity; riboflavin binding; signaling receptor activity. Lineage: Eukaryota; Metazoa; Chordata; Mammalia; Carnivora; Mustelidae. Gene Ontology annotation, cellular component: external side of plasma membrane. The record is from RefSeq and is a predicted model, not a curated record.